CCAAGUUUGAAUCUGAAGUUUGGUAUAGCAGGGAACCAGGAAACGGAGCUUCAGGAGGCGGCAGUUCACGAACUCGACGCUGCGGUGGACCGGCUCGUGAGCAAGGUCAACUUGGCGCUGGAGGGUUCGAUCGGCCAUGCAGCUGCUGGCAGCCUGCAG
Messenger RNA from Symbiodinium necroappetens, 159 nucleotides. The record is from the annotation of a GenBank genome assembly. Lineage: Eukaryota; Dinophyceae; Suessiales; Symbiodiniaceae.